CCACAGGGUACGCCAACCGACAGCAAAAACGCUAAGAAGAAGAACAACAAGAAGACCAAUAAAAACAAGAGCAGCGUGAGCCGAGCCAAUAAGAAGAAGACUGGGAUACCGAAUGUAGCCAAUGAUCUGUCCCAGAAGCUUUACGCCACCUUGGAGAAGCACAAGGAGGUGUUCUUUGUGAUCCACCUCCACUCCGCUCCCAUGGCCAACACCCUGCCGCCCAUCGUGGACCCCGACCCCAUGCUCUCCUGUGACCUGAUGGACGGCCGCGAUGCCUUCCUGACUCUGGCCCGGGACAAACACUGGGAGUUCAGCUCCCUCCGGAGGUGCAAGUGGAGCACCAUGUGCAUGCUGGUGGAGCUGCACAACCAGGGCCAGGACCGCUUUGUCUACACCUGCAACGAGUGCAAACACCACGUGGAGACACGCUGGCAUUGCACUGUGUGCGAGGACUUUGAUCUAUGUAUUAAUUGCUACAACGUGAAGGGCCACGAGCACCAAAUGGUGAAAUGGGGCCUCGGCCUGGACGACGACGGCAGCGGCCAGAGUGGAGAGGCCUCCAAGAGCCCGCAGGAGAGCCGGCGCCUCAGCAUCCAGCGCUGCAUCCAGUCCCUGGUCCACGCAUGUCAGUGUCGCAACGCCAACUGCUCUCUGCCGUCCUGCCAGAAGAUGAAGCGAGUGGUGCAGCACACCAAGGGCUGCAAGCGCAAAACCAACGGGGGCUGCCCCGUAUGCAAGCAGCUCAUCGCUCUGUGCUGUUACCACGCAAAGCACUGUCAGGAGAACAAGUGUCCCGUCCCGUUCUGCCUGAACAUCAAGCACAAGCUCCGCCAGCAGCAGCUGCAGCACCGCCUGCAGCAGGCGCAGCUCAUGAGGCGGAGAAUGGCCUCCAUGCAAGGCAGAACCAUGCCGCUACCGUCCCCCCCGGCCUCUGCUGCCCCCAGCACUCCCAGUGCCCACACCCAGCCCAACACACCUCAGACCCCUCAGCAGCCGCUUUCCAACCAGCCGCAGACCCCCAACUCGGCAGGCGUCAUGUCCCCAACUUUUCCCAACGUUCCUCGCAACGGGCAGUCUCAAGCACCGGUGUCCCAGGGCAAGCCCGGGCCCCAGGUUUCCCCCCUGCACCAGCAGCAGUCCCCUCUCCCCCAGCCCCCGCUCCCUCAGCAGCUCCAGCAGCAGCCGCCCCUCGCUGCAGUCAAGAUGGCGCGGCACAUCGAGAUGAUGGCACAGGCCCAGCAGCAGAACCAGCAGAACUACCGGGUCAACAUGAACGGCUUAACCAUGAACCCCCAGCAGCCUCAGCAGCGCAUGCCCGGGCCGAUGCAGCCGCCCAUGCAGAUGGUGCCGGGCCCCCGCGGAUCCCAGGUCAUGCAGCCCGGCAUACAAGGUCAGUGGUCAGGAGCCGCGGGGCCGAUGCAGGCGGUUCAGAACCAACAAGUGGGCCUGGUCCCAGGCCAGGCGCCGCAGCAGGCCCUGAGCAUGCAGCGAGGCCUGAUGGUCCCAGGGCAGCAGCUGGGACAGAGGAUGAUGAUUCCCCAGCAGCCUGGUGCUCGGCUACAAACGCCCCAGAGACCGGGAGCCAUCGCACCAAACGCCCUGCAGGACCUGCUCCGCACGCUCAAGUCUCCGAGCUCCCCCCAGCAGCAGCAGCAGGUUCUCAACAUCCUCAAAUCAAACCCUCAGCUGAUGGCUGCUUUCAUCAAACAGCGAACAGCCAAGUACCACGCCAACCAGCCGCAGCAACCGCAGCAGGCGGGUCAGCAGCCGCAGCAACCAGGCAUGCCAGGGAUGCAGACCAUGGCCCUGCCAGGGGGGGCAGUCCAGAGGCCGGCGAUGCCCCCCCAGCAGCCGCAGCAGCCCCCUGCACAGGGCUUGGCUGCAUUAGGGGCCCAAGGGAUGAUCAACGCAGCGCACACCAACCCACAGAUCCAGGAGCUCUACCGUCGGCAGCUUUUAAGACAACAACAACAGCAACAACAACAACAACAGCAGGGGGUGAUCCCUCAGGGCCAUCCAGGCCAGUUCCCGGCUCAGACGCAGGGCACGGCAGCAACAUACUCCCAGCUCCGCAUGCAGCAGCAGCAGAUAGCCAUGCAGGCCAAUGCAGGAGCCGCCGGGGGGCCCAUGGGACCACUUCCCCCCAUGGCUCAGAUGGCCCAGCCCGGCAUGGUGAUGGACUCCACCAAGGCCUUACUGCAUCAGAGAAUGCUCCAACAGCAGCAGCAGCAGCAGCAACAGGCCCUCCUCAAGCAGCAGAUGGGCUCUCCUGCACAGCCCGGUCCCAUGAGCCCACAGACCCACCUGCUGGCUGGCCAGCCCCAGGGUGGAGCCCACCUCCCCGGACAGCCCACACUAGUAAACGUCCUCAACAACCAGGUCCGCUCCCCCGCCCCGGUCCAGUCCCCCUGUCCGCCCUCGCAGCAGCAGCCCCAGCAGCCGCGGCCACAUUCCAGCCCCUCCCCGCAGGUCCAGCCCCAGCCCUCGCCCCAGCACCCGCGCCCAGCCCACUCUGGUUCCCCCCACCCGGGACUAGGGGGCCCGCUCUCAGGGUCCCUGGAGCAAGGACACAUGGGGACACCAGAACAAAGCGCUAUGCUCCCGCAGCUUAACACGCCCAACAGAGGGGGGCUGAAUAGUGACUUGGGUUUGGCGGGAGACGCUACAGGGGACACUCUGGAGAAGUUUGUGGAGGGAUUGUAGCAUUUUUGCUCGGAACUAAAAAAAAACACAAUCUCCAUCCCCACUCUAUUUUUCCUUGGACUCUUUAUCCGAUGGAGGGCUUUGACGUUCUUUCUAAGGUUGAGAGCAUUUUUUUGUACUGACAUGUAAAAAGUUUCAACUGUUGUAAAAAAAGAAAUUUGGUCGAGGAAAAAAAUAACAAAAAAAAGCUAAAACUUCGAGGGAAUGUAAUUGUUUCCUAAAAGUUGCUUCUCAAAUGGAAUUUAAAUCACAAAGAAUAUAUUUUUUGGUUGAGACCAAAUGUGUUCAAUACUCAAUUUAUUUUUUGUUUGUUUUUGGUAUGUUUUCAUGCCUUUCUCCUUUCUUUUUUAAAAAGAAAAUGUACAAUUGCAUUAUAUUAUUCAUAUCUUUUUAUUUUGUACCUUUGGAAAAUAAACUUAAAUAAUUGUUGUGUUGAAACUGUAAAAUAAUUUGUCUGGGAAUUUGGGCCAGGUUUUCGUUCUUUUCUCAAGCUGUUAUUCCUGGCAAUUGUAAUCUAGUGUUGUACGAUUACUCCGAAACGAUGCGUUCAGGGACCACUCCCCUCCUCGUUGUGUGUAUGAAGAGCACUCAGUUGUAUUGAAAUAGGAAAUGGACUGCGGCGGUUGUUUAUACACGGGCAUGUACACGGGCGCACAUGAAGACAGUCACACAAACCCUCACUGUCACCGAAAUAACUUCAGCUGGUUUCACAAACACAGAAAACAAGGACUGCAACCUACAUCUCAGUUGCCUGGAAAUGGGAAAACGUUGUGUUGCUGGUGUGGAACAUUGUUGCUUUGACAUUAAAAAAAAAAUUUGUCAUACUUUUUGUCAUACAAAUGUUGUAAAGUGUAAAAAGAGUGAGAAAGAGACCAGCCCCCUAAGCUGAGGUGGAAUGAUCACUGGUUGUUUGUCGGACACAUCUCUGACGGAGCCACAUCCUCUAAAUGUUACACUAAGCUGUGUGCGAUAGAGAUGAAAGGCACGUUUGAGAUUCACCCUGAGGAAUAUUUCAUCAACUCAUUCCUCUCACUAAAACUUGAAUUGGGGGGAUUUACUUUUUCUCCUAUUGUAAAUCAAGUUAAGCAAAAUACUAUAAAUAUAAGGAAGAGAGAUUAAAUCACUGUAUAAACUGGUUAAAGACUCAUUUCUUACUUAUAUACCAUAUUGUUAAAUAAACUGUGCAGCAGAAUAUCUCCAGUACUCUGUUGACCAAAUAAUGAAGCAUCA
Notothenia coriiceps (black rockcod) is the source of this 3933-nucleotide messenger RNA. RefSeq names its product CREB-binding protein-like. Gene Ontology annotation, cellular component: transcription regulator complex; histone acetyltransferase complex; nucleus. Gene Ontology annotation, molecular function: transcription coactivator activity; zinc ion binding; histone acetyltransferase activity. The transcript has 3 exons. The annotation marks the transcript as partial. The record is from RefSeq and is a predicted model, not a curated record. Gene Ontology annotation, biological process: positive regulation of transcription by RNA polymerase II. NCBI's taxonomy places the organism in Eukaryota, Metazoa, Chordata, Actinopteri, Perciformes, Nototheniidae.